AUGAUAUUAUUUAUUAUAUUGCCUAUUUUUACUUAUUAAGUUUUAGUAUUAACUAGAUUGAAUAAUAAGAAUUAGAUAUAAAGGAAAAACAUUUUAAUAAAUGAAGAAAACUACUCAAUUUCAAAUUGCUUCACUUAUGGUAUUUGGUCAAAAUAUAAUCCCUUAAGUAUUAUAGCAUAGAAUGGACUAUAUGGAUUAUUAGAUAGUAAUUGUUAUUAGUUACAUAAUGCAAUAGAUUUUGAGUAACAAAGUCUAAAUCUGAUUUAUUAUGAUUGUUUAGAUUAUGGUUAGAAAUCUAUAAUUAAAACGAUAAGAUUUAUUAGCAAUGAUAAUAUGCAAAAUAAAUUUGAUAUAAGCAUAGAUGAAUUUGAUUAUGAAAAUAUUUGGUAUUUGUUAUCUAUUUACCAAUGGCCAUAUAUAAAUAAACUAGAUUUGAUAUUGGCAAAAAAUUAAAAUAUAAUAUUCAGAUAAUAAUUAUAGAUUAAAUAUCCAUUUUAAGUAAAUAAUGUGAUUUUGACUUUUGGAGGUAGUUAUAAAGUAAUAAAAUCUAAGAUUCUAGAUAUUGAAUUAGGAACAAUAUUUUCAUCAUUUCCUGGUUCUAUUAUAAUAUAAGAUUUUACAAUAGAAGAUCUUUCACCUAAUAGUGAUAUAAGUAAUUUUAUAAAUGAUGCUUUUUAAACAAUUAAUAAUUGUAUUUGCUAAAUAAAUGAAGAAUAGUUAAAAAUAUAAGAUAUGGAUUUGAAUUAUUUAGAUUAAAAUAUUUAUAUAUCAGAGUAGAUUAAUUGUGAUUCAUUUAUUCUUUUAGGAUGGCUUAGAAUCUUAGAAAUUGUAGAAAUAGAUUAAGAAUUUACAUAUUAAUUUAUAAAAUUAAAUCCUAACUUAGAUGAUACUAUUUAUUAAAAUAGUAAUUUAGCAUCCUUUUAAUUAUUUUAUUAAAUAUCAAAGCAAAAUAAUAAAAUAAUAAUUACAACUUAUGAUUACACAUUUCCUGCUAUAAAUAUUGAUUUUUAAAAUAAUCCAUAUUUAAUUUAAAAAGAAUUUAUUAUUCCUAAAAGCAUAAUUAAUAUUUGGCAUUAUUUGUUUAUUUAAUUAAAAUCUAAUAUAUUUUAGAUCAUAAUAAAGUUUUAUUAAAAUGGUUAGAAUUUUGAAAUUAAUGAUAAUUUUGAAGUAAUGUAAUUUAAUAAUAUAUAAUUUAAAUUACAGUAUGGUAAUAUCUAAAAGUAAAAUAAGAAUUAUUUGAAUAUAAAUGUUAGAAAUUUAAUGUUUUAUAAUUGUGAUUAAUUUAUUAAUAAGUAAGGUUGCCAUUUUAGUUGUAAGGAAUGUGAUGGUCCAUCUAGCUCUAAUUGUUUGUCUUGUUAUUAGGAAUCAAAAAGAAUUUAUCUUUAAGAAUAUAAAGUUUGUAUAUGUCCUUAUAAUUCAAUUGAUAAGAAUGAAAUAUGUAUUACAGAUUAAUAAUAAAAAAUUAAAAUUAUUGAAUAACACAAUGAAGAUUAAAAUCUAAAUUGUUUAUAAGGUUUUUUUGAAUUUAAUGGAGAGUGUUACAAAUGGUAUAUAUUUAUUAUUAUAAAAGUCCAUCAAUUAUAAGUGAGAAUUUUAUCAGUUGUUAUGAAUGUUAUAAUAACCCUAAAGGAUGGUAUACUAAACCAAAUUGUAAUACAGAUCUUUAUCUAAAAUCUAUUGGAAGUAUAGAAGAAACAAUGAUGGGAUCUAAUAACAUUUAUUUUUAUUUUGAUGGAAUAGAUUUAAAUUUGUGUAAUUAUUGUUGGGAAAUUAAUAUAAUUCAGGAUGAAGUUGGCAAUUAUGAUUUGUCUUAAUAUUUAUUUUUAAGGUUUUUUAAUUUUUGUUAGAUUGAAGAAUAUAUGAUAAGUUAAAAUGAAUGUUAUGUGUGUCCUAUUGAUUUUUGUAAAAGUUGUUAUGUUACUUUAUAUGGAAUUAAAUGUUCAACAUGUUCAGAUAGUUAUGAAUUUGUAAAUGGAAUCUGUACUCCAAAAGUCUUUAUAAGUCCUUAUUAAAAGGAUGAAAAUCUUGAUGAAUGUAUACCUCCAUAUUAUAUUACAUUAACUUAAUAAUGCAAACUAUGUCCAAUAUAGAACUGUGUUUAUUGUUUUGAAUAUUUAAGUUACUUUACAACUGUUAACACAUUAUAAUCUACUUUGAUUUACAUAAAUUAAGAUUAUUUCAAAAUAGGUUGUGCUCUUUGCAUUGAAAAUUAUAUAUAUGAUUUCACAUUAGAGAAAUGUUUAUUAUAAGAUCCAAAUGUUUCUAAUUGUUUAAGAUCUUUUAUUAAUCAAAGUAGUUAAGAAUUAUGUACAUUGUCUUCAAUAGAUUUUUCUAACUCUCCUGAAAUGAAUGAUUGUUAAAUACAUAUAUCUAAAUGUUAAUAAUGUUUAAAAUAUCAUUCAAAUAUUACUUGUGUAAUUUGUUAACCAGGAUAUGUUGUAGAACAUUAAUAAUGUAUUGAAAAUGAAGAAUUGAUUUAGAAAACAUAUUUAAGGUAAAGGUGGAGAAUUAGAGUUGAAAGUUUUAGAUUAUAAUUUGCUCCAAUAUCCUAAGAUUUUGAUACUAUAAUUCAUACCUAAAAUUAAUGUGACCCAAAUUGUUUAUUUUGUUAAGGUCAAUCUAUAUAUUAUUGUGAAUAAUGUAACUUAAAUUAUUUUAAACAGAGAAUGAGAGUUUAAAUAGGUGAAUAAUGUUCUGAUUGUCCUUAACUUUGUUAGUUAUGUACAAAGAGAUCAAAUGAUGAUAUAAAAGUAAUAAAUUCUAUAUCUAAAUUAGUAAUUAUAACCUUAAUUUAUAAUCAAUGAUUAAAAUGAAAUUUAUACAAAGUAAUGUUUAAAACCUUACAUAGAUCCAUUUAUAAAUUUCAAUACUUAUUCCAAAAUAGCAAAAUAUUGUAUUAAUUAGAUAUGCAAUUACUAUAUUUAAAUUGAUAGGGUUAUAGAUAUAUGUGACCCUAUUAGAUUUUUUAAUUUUCUUUACAAUUAUUAUUUGGAUAUUGAUUAUUUCAAUUAAAUGGGGAUUGAUUCUAUUGUUUUAAAAGCAACCUUUGAUUUUUAAGAACAAUUCUGCUUUCGCCCUUUUUCUAUUUUAGCUAAAAAUACUUUAAAAUAGCAAUUAUUUUCUUUAUAAAAAAUCAAAAUAAUAUUAUAUUCAAAGGAAACUUUAUUUUUUUUAUUUUAAGGCAUAAUUUAAAUCUACUUUUAUGAUUCUAUAGAAAUGAAUAAUUUAGGAUUUAUCUUUGAUUCUAAUUCAGUUAGUAAAUUUGAAUUCUUAAAUAAUAACAAUAAAGUUGAUUUAUCUUUAACAGAUUUUAUGAUUAAAGAUAGUUUCAUAAAUAAUGCUGAUCCUAUUAUAAAUUCUUUAAUUUUUGGUGAUAUUAAUUUUACAAACAUAUCCAUAAUCAAUACUAAUAUUAAUAACUCUUCAUUAUUAAAUUAACUUUUAUGGGAUUUUGUGGGCUAAAUAUCAAUAGAAACUAUGACUAUUUCAAAUUCUAUAAUAAUAAACUCAUAAAUGUUUAAAUUUGCAAAGAAUAAAUUUACUAUUUUUAUCAAAAAUUUAUUAAUUAAAGAAUGUGAAUUACUUAAUUCUUCUGUCUUUUAUUUUAUGUAUAAUCAAUUUAAUGAUACUUCAUUAAUUUUUUAAAAUUUAACAAUUUAAAAUAGUAAAUUUACUAACUCUUCUUUUUUAGAUUGUUCUAGUUAAAUGGAUCUUUAAAUUAAUAACUUUUCAUUUAUAAAUAAUAUUGUGUAAAAAUCUAGAAUAAUAGGAUUUAGUUAUAAUUUGUCCUUAUUUUAAAUUUAUGUUAGACAAAAUAUAUUUAUUGAUUCUUAGUUUCUUUCAACUAUACAAAUAUUACUUGAAUAAAAGAUGCCUUGCAAAAUUAAAUAUUUAAAAGCAACUUUAAAUUAAUUUCAAAAUUCAAAUUUAUUUCUCAUUUUUUCAACUUAUCAAAUUAGCAGUGUAAUAGUUGAAAUGACAGAAUUAAUACUUGAAUAAAAUUCAAAAUUAUCUAGUAAUAAUUAAUCAAUUUAUUUGUUCAAUAUAAAUUGUUUUUAAAUCUUAAUCCAAAAUGUAUUAAUUAUUAAUUCAAAUAAUAUUCAUAUAUUUUAUCUAUUUGAAAAUUAUUAAAUUGUAAUCCAUGAUAUACUUUAUGAAUAAUCAGAUAUAAAAACUAAAGUGUAAUUAUCAUUGCAUUGUAUUGAAUAGAAUAAUCCAAUAAAUUAAUUAAUUUAAAUAUUAGGUUUUGUUGAUAUUCUGAUUUAAGAUGUUAAGAUAAUUAAAUAAAUUAGCUUAGAUGAAUCUCUUAUUUAAAUCACAUCUAGUAAAUCUUAUUUAAAUGAAAUUAAUAGAAAGAUAAAAAUUAAUAAUUUGUAAUUUUAUUAAAAUCUUUUAUUAUAAUCCUUUUAAAUUGUUCGUCUUUCACUAAUUAUUAUAGAAUCUGACUAAAAUGUAGAUAUUCAAAUAUUUAAUAUCAAAUUUUAAUAGAAUUUUAUGCAUGUUUAUUCAGAAGGAUCAUUACUUUAUUCAGCUGGUCUGAUAUAUAUUAUUUCAACAUCUAGUUAUGUUAAUAUUAAUGGAUUAAUUUGCUAUGAGAAUGCUUUUACUAAUUCAUCAAAUUCCUUCAUUAUUAUAACUUCUUAAUCAAUAUAAUUAUAGAAUAUUGAUGUAAAUUAUAAUAAUAUAUUGCCUCUUAAUUUAUGGUAAGAAUAUUAUAAUAUUACUACAGAAGUUGAAUAAAAUUAAGAUAAAGUUAAUUCAUUUAUUUCCUAAGUAUUUUAAAUUAAUACUAUAGGAGGAGUAUUUUAAUUGUCAGCUGGAUAUAUUCAUUGUAUUAAUUCAAAAUUUAAAUCGAUAUUUGCUUCAAAAAGUUCAGUUUUCGAUAUAAUUACUUUUGGAUAAGGAAUAAUAUAAUUAGUCAAUAUUUCAAUAAAUUAAACAUAAAAUGAUCUCUUAUUAAGAUCAAAAACAUCAGGUUGUAUAAAUAUCAAUUCUCAAACAAGUUUAUUAAAUCUUUCUAUUAUUAAUGUAAUAUUUUCUGAAGUAUAAAAUAGAAUGACAUCUUCAAUAUUAUCAAUAUCUCCAUCCUCUUUUUCUAAUCACCUUUUAUUGAAGGAUAUUGUUAUAGAAAAUUGCCUUUCUUUACUUAACCAAGUAAUUAAUGUCUAAUUUUAUUAAUAAAUUGCAGAUUUAAAUUAAAUAUCUUUUUAUAAUGUUAAAAUUAUAUAAAAUUUUGAUUCUAUUAAUAAAUUUUUAUAAUCAGUAAAAACAAUAACUUAAAAUGAGAUUUUAGAAAUUACUGGAUCAAAUAAUGCUGCUAUUGUUUUAGAAAAUUGUAUUACUUUUAUAAAUGGCUUAAUAUUUGAAGGAAUAUACAUAGGACCAUUAAUAAGAUUUAUAAAUACUCCAAAAUUAAUUUUUAGAAAUUGUUAAAUCAAUAAUAUUCUAACACUUUAUUCUUUAAAUCUUAUAUAUGUUAUUUAAAAUAUAUAGUAGAAAUCAGUAAUUUACUUCAAUUCAAUAAGCAUUUAAAAAGUAAGUCUAUUUGAAACAAAUAUAAGCUAAAUUAUUAAGGAAAGAAAUGAUAACUAUACAAUUUUGGGAUGUAUUUUGAAUAAGUAUUAAUAUGAUUUAAUUGAAUAAUAUGAUUACUUAAAAGAAAAUGUUAAUAAAUUAAAAUAAUAAUAAUAAAAUUAGACAAAUUCAAUAUUAUAUGUGUAAAGCACAUCAAAGUUGAAUGAAUUUAAUUUUCAUUUUAUUGAAUUUUAAUUGAAUAAUUGUAGCACUUGCUAAAAUGGAAUUAUAUAGUUUGAUCUUUCAGACUUUAAUAAAUUUUCAUUAUUUUCAUUGAAUUGUAAUUUUAAUUUAAUUAAAAAUUUUGGUUGUCUAAAUUUUCAAUCAAAAUUAAAACUUAAAUCUAAAGUUAUAAUAUAAAACUCAAAUUUUAUUUCAAAUAUUGGUGGAGAAGGAGUUGCAAUAAGAGUUUCGAAAAUACCAAUAAAUAUUAGAUCAUGUAAGAUUAUUAAUAAUAUUGCAGAAGAAAAAGGAGGAGGAUUAUAUAUAGAAUUAAAUUCUAAUGAUUUUGUAAUAAAAAAUACAAUUAUAAUGAAUAAUAAAGCAAAAAUAGGGGGAGGAAUAUAUUUAGUUGGUGAUAGCAAUUUAAAUAAAGUUAAUUUAGUUUCUUCAAUAUUAAUAUAAAAUAUUGCAACUAUUUAUGGAAGUAACAUUAUUGAAUAACCUACUCAUUUAGCUUUAUAAAUAAAUUCUAAUGAAUAACCUACUUUAAAAUUAGAGUAAGAAAAUUAUAAAAUAAAUUUAUUGAAUCUAUAACCUUAUAAAAUAAUUGAACAAAAUAUUAUAAAGGUUUCUAAUAAUUUAAUGAUUCCAAGUAAUUAGUAAAUUUAUAAGUAUGCCUUAUUUAAUUUAUAAGAAAAAUAAUACAUUAAAUAUAUUAAAUAAAUAUGUUUAUAUUUUAAAAAUAGUUACAAUGAAGUCUUAUUAGAUAUGAAAGAUUCAUCAUGUAUAGUAUAAGAUAAGGUUAUUUCAAAUAUUUCAAAUAAAGAAUUAAGUUUAAGUAGAAAUCAAUCAAUAUUUUUUGAUUCAUAAAACAAUUGUUUUGAUAUUGGUCAUUUAUCUUUUAGUUUGGAUCCUUAUAAUUAGAGUGAAAAAUAUUUGCAAAUUACUUUGAAUUGUAAUUCAGGAGAAUCAAAAAAGAUAUUGAAAUAUUUAAUUAAUUCAAAUAGCUUUAAAUGUUAACUUGGAGAAUUCUAUGUAGAUAAUGGAUGUCAAAUCUGUUAGUCAAACCAAGGAUUUUAUUCUGUUACAUAUGACACAAUUAAAUGCUCUAUAUUUGAUAAAACUAAGUUUUUGAACAUAACAGCUAACAUGAUUUAAUUAUAAGGAGGUAAUUGGAGACCACACUAUUUAUCUGAUUAUUCUUAAUUGUGCUUUAAAAACUUAAAUUUUUGUCAAGGAGGUUGGGGUGUUGGAGAUGAACUAUGUAAAAUUGGACACAUUGGAGGUUUAUGUGAAGAAUGUGAUAUUUAUAAUAUCAUAGGUAAUGGAUAGUAUUAUAAGAAUUAAUGGGAUUCUCGUUGUUUUAUAUGCUAAGGAAUUGAUAAUGGAGUACUUCCAUUUAUUCUAGCAUUAAUUUAGUAUAAAAUCAGAUUUAUAUUAUUUAGAGCUUUGAUAUCAAUAACUUUAACUUUAAGAAGCAUUAAUAAAUCAAAUAGAUUGUUUUCAUCACUAAAAAUAAGACAAAAAUUCAGUAAUAUCAUCUUUAGAUUAAAUUAAGGUAUUAAUCUGAUUAUAUAUAAGAUCAUGAAAGUAUUUUAAUUAAAAUGUGGUUAAAUUAUUUAUGGAUAUUUUCAGUAAUUUUCACUUUUAAUAUUAAUUUUUAAUUUUAAUUUACUUUGAUUGAUUCAACCAGUAAUAGUUUUUAUUUUAUGGCAUAUAAUUUAGACUGUUAUUUAUCUAAUUAUGGAAUUAGUUUAAUUUAUUUGAGAAUAUUUUUGAUCUUAUUUUUGAUGCUAAUUUAAUUCUGCAUAAUUCUUGCAGGAUCAUUUAUUUAUUUAAAAUUGAAAAAAUAACAUAUUGAUUAUAGUAUACUAUCAAAUACUUUACUCUAUUUAUUUGUUUUUAAUUAUGGAGGAUUAAUUAAAAUGUAUAAAUGUAGCCUUUAAAUUUAAUAGGUUUUGUUCAACUAUUUCAAUUCGAAAGAUUUCAAAUAUUAAUUAUAUUUAAGGUGAUGUUUCACUUAAAUAUGGUACUCAUAAUCAUUUUUAAUGGAUAACCUUUUUUAUAAUACCUGGCUUAUUAGUAUUUGGUUGUAUUAUACCUUUGGGUUUAUUUCUGUUGAUGUACAUUAAAAGAAGUCAACUUGAAAUAAUCAAACUUAGAAAACACAUUUGUUAUUUAUUUAAUGAAUAUUCCUCUACAAAUUACUUUUGGGAGUUCAUUAAGAUUUCCAAUAAAGCUAUAAUUAUACUUAUUACCACUUAUUUUGAGACAGAUGUGUAACUUAAAGCAUCUUUGUUAGGAUUGUGUUUGCUUGUCUAUUAAAUUUUAGCUGGAAUAAGCAAACCUUACUAUUUAUCAAAAUUCAAUACUUUAGAUUUAAGAACUGGAUAAAUAUGUUCAAUAUCAAUCUUCCUUGCUGCAAUUAAAUAUGUAAGCGAAGAAUUUAGUCAUCAAUUCUUUUCUAUUGCUCUCUCUAUCAUCAUUAUUCUUCUUUGUAUUAGACUCUGCUUUCCAUUUAUUAUGGAAAUAACAGGAGUAUAUUAUAAAAGGUUUAAGUAUCCCUUUAUAACAUAUUUACUUUUUUUUGUUAAUAAAAUCAAAAAAAACUCAUUAUUCUCAAAAUAUUUGGCUAAUCUAUUAUAAUAAUCCAAAUUAAGAGAAAAAAGAUUGAAAAAUAAUUAUGCAAAACUUAGAUAGAACAUAUCGUCUAGAUCAAAAAUUUUAAUGGGAUCAAGAAAGUAAAAUGAAAUAUUAUUUUUUCCAGAUUAUCUUCAUCAAUAUUUUAUUCAACAUAGAAUAAGACAUUUUAAUAAAACAGUUUCAGAUGUAUCAUAGGUCUAGACCAAGAAUGAGAUUGACUUAUUUUUUUAUUGUUCAAAAUUAUCUAAAAAUUUAUUGAAAUCUAAUAAAUUUAAAAUAUUAAUAGAAUUCAAAUUUUAUAAUCAAAAACUGAUUUGA
Molecule: messenger RNA, 8697 nt
Organism: Paramecium primaurelia
Lineage: Eukaryota; Ciliophora; Oligohymenophorea; Peniculida; Parameciidae
Source: the annotation of a GenBank genome assembly